Molecule: messenger RNA, 1319 nt
Organism: Cricetulus griseus (Chinese hamster)
Lineage: Eukaryota; Metazoa; Chordata; Mammalia; Rodentia; Cricetidae
Source: RefSeq, a predicted model, not a curated record
AUGUCGCCCUACAUCUCGGCUUUCCAGGCUGCCUACAUUGGCAUCGAGGUGCUCAUUGCCUUGGUCUCUGUGCCUGGAAACGUGCUGGUGAUUUGGGCUGUGAAGGUGAACCAGGCACUCCGAGAUGCCACCUUCUAUUUCAUCGUAUCCCUGGCGGUAGCUGAUGUGGCCGUUGGCGCCCUGGUCAUCCCACUGGCCAUCCUUAUCAACAUUGGGCCACAGACCUACUUCCACACCUGCCUCAUGGUGGCCUGCCCUGUCCUCAUCCUCACCCAGAGCUCCAUCCUGGCUCUGCUGGCUAUUGCUGUGGAUCGUUACCUCCGAGUCAAGAUCCCUCUCCGGUACAAGACAGUGGUGACUCAGCGGCGGGCAGCAGUGGCCAUAGCUGGCUGCUGGAUUCUCUCCCUUGUUGUAGGCCUGACACCCAUGUUCGGCUGGAACAACCUGAGUGUGGUACAGCAAGCCUGGGAACUUAAUGGCAGCGUGGGGGAGCCCGUGAUCAAGUGUGAGUUCGAGAAGGUUAUCAGCAUGGAGUACAUGGUCUACUUCAACUUCUUCGUCUGGGUGCUGCCGCCACUGCUUCUCAUGGUCCUCAUCUACCUGGAGGUCUUCUACCUGAUCCGUAAGCAGCUUAACAAGAAAGUGUCAGCCUCCUCUGGUGACCCGCAGAAGUACUACGGGAAGGAGCUGAAGAUCGCCAAGUCGCUGGCUCUCAUCCUCUUCCUCUUUGCCCUCAGCUGGCUGCCGCUGCACAUCCUGAACUGUAUCACCCUCUUCUGCCCCACCUGCCAGAAGCCCAGCAUCCUUAUCUACAUCGCCAUCUUCCUCACUCACGGCAACUCAGCCAUGAACCCCAUUGUCUAUGCCUUCCGCAUCCAUAAGUUUCGGGUCACCUUUCUGAAGAUUUGGAAUGACCAUUUCCGAUGCCAGCCCAAGCCUCCCAUUGACGACGACCUCCCAGAGGAGAAAGCUGAUGACUAGACUCCGCCCUGCUCCCUCCAACCCGAAUCCUUGGCUCUCUGUUCAGCCCUCACAUCCCAACUGUCCCACUGUUCCUCCUCAGCCUCCCCAACUGGGAUGUGGGCUGUGGGUACCAGGGAGGCUCUGAAGAGAUGCCAUAGAGUAGGGCCCCCUUUACAAGGAGCUAGCUGCCCUUUACCUUGGGGAGCUAGAGGAGGCUUGGGGGUGGGUCAGGCUAUGACAGGGAACUGGGUGCCCUGAGGUGAGAAGAAUGUCUUGAGUGCAGCUCAGAGAUCCAGGGCUAGAAUAUUCUGGUUCCUACAGUCAAACAGGGAAGCCGGCUGUUGGGUGUUGGUGGC